Messenger RNA from Sycon ciliatum, 2572 nucleotides. Its product is annotated as calcium-binding protein P-like. The coding region runs from base 194 to 1936 and encodes 580 amino acids. NCBI's taxonomy places the organism in Eukaryota, Metazoa, Porifera, Calcarea, Leucosolenida, Sycettidae. The record is from RefSeq and is a predicted model, not a curated record. The transcript has 2 exons.
UCAGACAUUGAGCAGAAGACCUCUCACUUUAAUAUUCACAAGCGUCCUUGUGGACACGCCAGUUUAUUUGACUGAUUUGAGAGCGACUUGCAGCAAAUUACUUCUGGUCUGCGUUGACAGGAGCUUUGACCCUUUUCUGGACAACAGUCUUUUUCGACUAGCUUCAACAUACAGCAUAGCAGAACCUGCAACAAUGGCUGUCGGUAGGAUGUUGUUCCCGCUGUGCUUGGCCAUGGUGGCCUUCUUUGCUUCUAAAAUCGAGCGAGCGGCUGGACAAGCGCAGUUACCCCACAACCCAGCACAGUACACCCCAGGUGGUGGAGGAGGUGCAGGUCAGCAGCAGUUCCCGGGCAACCCAGGCGGUGGUGGUGCAGGACAGCAGCAGCAGCAGUUCCCGGGCCAGUAUAACCCUGGCAUGCCGCCAUCGGGAAUGCGAUACUGCGCUCCCGGAGAGUUCUUUUUCCCCGGAACGCAGAUGUGCUGCCAAGGCGAAGUUCGCCCGAUUAUUUCGCCACCUCAGUUUGCUCAAUGUUGCGAAAAUGAGGUAAUCGACAACAGAACUGAGAAAUGCUGCAUGGGCGUGGAGCGUGCACAGGCCUUCCAGGCAUGCUGCGGGCCCGACGCGUAUGAUCUACAUAACCAGGAGGCCUGCUGCAAUAAUAUCCAGAUCUAUGAGCCACAUCAGGAGAUCUGCUGCGGCAGUGGCGUGUACUCAAGCUGGACGCAUAUCUGCUGUAACAACAGACCAGUCGCUACAUGGGCUGGCGCGCCAGGCAGUAUGCAGUGCUGUGGUCGUAAUGGCCAAGCAGUCAAUACUGCCACACAAGAUUGUUGCAAUGGUCAGCCAGUGGAUAGAGCAUCCCCCACACAGCGAUGCUGCAAUGGAAACGCUGUUUAUAAUCCACAGACGCAAUCUUGCUGCCCAGGUGCAGGUGGGAAGAUGUCCGUGAAGACCGGCGCCACCUGCUCCUCAUCCGCACAGGCACGCCCUGCACCUCCAGCCGCGGCCAAGCCAGUGGCACGUCCCGCUUCCCCUGCCCAGCCUGGUCGCCCUACCCCAGCAGCACCUGCAGCACCUGCGGCUCCCGGCAACAGUCAGACAUCAGGUGGUGGUAAUGUGGCGCAGGGACAGGCAGCGGCCAUGGAACAGCUGCGAGCGUUCAUUAUGAAGAUGAUCCAGGGCGGACAGGUUCAGCCUGGUCAGAUACCAUGGCAACUGAUUCAGAUGCCAGGGAUGCAGCUGCCCGGAGUCUCACCAACAACAAAGCCAGCCCAAGCCAAACCAACAACCAAACCAUCCGCACCUGCAGGCCGUGUGGCUCUCCCAGGUCGUGCUGGUCGUCCUCAGGCGCGCCCUGUCGGUCUACCACCCAGACCUGGAGCACCCAGGACGCGGCCAGCCCAAACUAAACCCAAGACCAGCCCUACACCAGUGAUAGGCCGCCCUCUGCCCUCAAUGCCCAAAUAUCCCGGUCUUGUCCUGCCAGGAAAACCCAGCGCUCAACCUUCCCUGCCUGGCACACUGCCAGGAAAACCCAGCGCUCAACCGUCCCUGCCUGGCGCACUGCCCGGGAAACCCAGCGCUCAACCUUCCCUGCCUGGCGCACUGCCCGGGAAACCCAGAGUUCAACCUUCCCAGCCUGGUACACUACCCAUGCCAAACAGAGCAGGAAUUGAACCCACCAAAGCAUCUACAGAGGCCGCUCGAGGUCUCUCUGGUAGAACCACUCAGAAUGCGGAAGCAACGACUGCGCCGGCAGUGGUAGAGGGAACAACAGAGCCAGCCAACAACGCUGCUGCCGCUGCUGGAGCUACAAGCGAGUUCGCAGCUGCAGCUACCAGCCAAGCAGGCAACAGCGCAGCUAGAGUCGGACCAACCACCACCACUGCACCACCGGUUGUUUACCCAGGUGAAUUCUUCGCCGGAAAGAAGUAAAGACGUGAUCUAAAGCUUGUGAAGAAGUGCGUCGAGAACCAGCCAGUGCCGAGUGCUAUGGCACUGAGGGGAGAAUCGAUGACCAACCAUUAUGCAGUGUAAAUGUGCUGGAAGCAGUGGCACAGAUCGUCUCCUUACCGUUUUGUCUUGUUUGUCACAACACACACGCACACCGGAAUGACAAGUGAAAGCAGGUCACUUGUGUUAGCUGGCAACAUGGCACAAAUCGUGUGUGUGUGUGUGUAUGUCUUGUUCGUUUGUGCGUGUGUGUGUGGGUGUGCGCGCUAAUAAUUUAAACCCGCUCUUCGCCUUCGGUUAUCCUACCUCCACUCAGAACGCAGUUAAUGGUUUUAUUUCUACGUGCACAUAAUUAUAAUGAAAAUGAGAAUCUUCAUCUUUACCAGUAUUACCUAACUUACUGUAAAAUGUUAGCCUUGGCUAUGUGAAUCCGGAGUCACAUGCUUAACCUCCUGCCUUAUUAAAUAUUAUAUUUACCAUGAUUCUAAUAUUGAUUUCCGAUACAUUGGAGUCUGCUGAUUUUAAAAACACAGUAGACGAUCUCAAGAAUGUAGGACUCGUCCAAUUACGAGACGUAUCGGUUUUUUGAGCAAAGAACUAAUACUCUAUCACCUCCAA